Molecule: messenger RNA, 3615 nt
Organism: Morchella importuna
Lineage: Eukaryota; Fungi; Ascomycota; Pezizomycetes; Pezizales; Morchellaceae
Exons: 13
Coding region: 1-3615 (1204 amino acids)
Biological process (GO): chloride ion homeostasis; potassium ion import across plasma membrane; chloride transmembrane transport
Cellular component (GO): membrane
Molecular function (GO): potassium:chloride symporter activity
Source: RefSeq, a predicted model, not a curated record
AUGUCGAUUAGAACGUCGAAGUUCGUCUCCCGGACCAGCGAGGAUUUCACCUCCCAGCUUACUCGCCGGAACGCUCCUCCUAACGACGAAGAGUCGAAUUUACCAUCUCUAGCUACGCGAUGGCUUGGUGUGGGAAAGCCGAAUGACAAUGUUCCUAAAAUGGUCCGGGGAAUCACCAUAGCCGAUGAGGAGAAGAUCCAUGUAGGAAAGGUCAAGAAAUUAGGUACAUUUAGCGGAGUUUUUGUUCCAACCACAUUAAAUGUUCUAUCCAUUCUCAUGUUCCUGAGAUUCGGUUUCGUCCUGGGACAAGGAGGAAUACUUGGAAUGUUUGGUAUGCUUUUAGUCAGUUACCUUAUCAACUUAAUUACUACACUGUCAAUAUCCGCCAUCUCUUCGAAUGGUACAGUUCGUGGCGGUGGCGCGUAUUAUCUCAUCUCACGCUCCUUAGGGCCAGAGUUCGGAGGAAGUAUAGGCCUAGUAUUUUAUUUGGGUUUUGUAUUCAACACAGGCAUGAAUGCUGUUGGCAUGAUUGACUGUUUGAUGAAUAAUUUUGGAGAAAAAAUUGGCAGUGGUCCACAGAUUUUUCCAGACACAUUCUGGUAUCGAUAUCUCUAUGCUACUGCAGUCUUGGUUUUUUGCACAAUAAUAUGCCUUCUUGGCUCUGCCAUUUUUGCUCGUGCAUCAAACUUUCUUCUCGCGAUUCUCCUUUUUGCAACAUUUUCUAUCCCCGUAUCAGCUCUUUUGGUCAAGCCGUUUCACGAUAUCAGCCAUGACGUACUCUAUACCGGUCUGUCAAUGGAUACGUUUAUGGAAAACCUCCGGCCAAGGUUCACGAAAGGAGCCGCCGGAAGUCAGAUAUCAGGAAGAGAGAACUGGCAAGAUUUGUUUGGUAUUCUCUUUCCAGCCACUGCCGGAAUCUUCGCCGGUGCAAGCAUGUCCGGCGACCUUAAGAAUCCCAGCAAAUCGAUACCAAGAGGUACUUUGCAUGGUUUGAUGUUGACAUUUGUGGCCUAUACAUUGGUUGUUCUCUCUAUGGGGGCCACUAUUAGACGCGAGAGCCUAUAUAAAAACCUCAACAUAAUCCAGGACAUUAACGUGUCGAAACAUCUCAUUCUUGGCGGGGAACUUGCAUCUUCAUUCUUCUCAGCUCUUAUGGGAGUAAUCGGUUCCGCAAAGUCAUUACAAGCGUUAGCCCGUGAUGGGAUACUUCCCGGUGUAUCUUUAUUUGGCCAGGGAACCAAGUCAAACGAUGAGCCAACAUAUGCGAUUAUGCUAACCUUUCUUCUCUCUCAAUUAACUCUACUAUGCGAUAUUAACCAGAUCGCCAACUUUGUGACUAUGACGUAUCUCAUGACAUUUCUAGUCACAAAUUUGGCCUGUUUCCUGCUAAAAGUCGGAAGUGCACCGAAUUUCAGGCCGAGUUUCAAAUAUUUCACCUGGUGGACAGCUGCGAUCGGAGCGGUUGUGAGUGGUGCGACUAUGAUAUUUGUUGACAAACUUUACGCUGGAGGCUGUCUAGGCGUCUUGGUCACCCUAUUCUUAGUUAUUCACUACACUACACCACCUAAGAGUUGGGGAGACGUUUCUCAGAGUUUGAUCUAUCAUCAAGUCAGAAAGUACUUGUUGAGACUGAAACAGGAGCAUGUGAAGUUUUGGAGACCUCAGAUCCUGUUAUUUGUAAAUGACCCCCGGAGAUCUUGGAAAUUGAUUCAGUUUUGCAACGCUAUGAAAAAGGGAUCUUUAUACAUCCUUGGACACAUUGUUGUCACUCCGGAUUUUCAAGACUCAUUCCCAGAGGUUAAGCGGCAACAAGCCGCCUGGAUGAAGUAUAUCGAUUUCAGCAAAGUCAAAGCGUUCCCCCAAAUAUCCAUUGCCCCUACUAUAGAAUGGGGUGCAAGGAAUAUUGUGCUCUCGGCUGGCUUAGGAGGCAUGCGUCCAAAUAUUGCAGUCUUAGGGUUUUACAAUCUAGAUGAAUACCGCAACUCAAAACCUCUAGUAGAUAUUCCGUGUACGUCAAAGUCAAGAAAUACAAAUCCGACACAUCAACCCGCACCUCACAACACCCAGUCUAGUAGGGUUACAACUCAUAUAUUAGACCAGCUCCCAACGGAUACCAUGCGGAAUGAAACCGCGGUCAGUGUUACCAGUUACGUCAAUAUCUUGGAGGAUUUGCUUCUCUCUCUACAGAUAAAUGUGGCCGUUGCGAAGGGAUUUGAAAACCUGGAACUCCCUUCAAAGGGUAAAGACCAUGACAAAAAGUAUAUUGAUCUCUGGCCAAUUCAAAUGUCUGCUGAAAUCGAAAAUGGCGCUCCUGGCGCCGGUAAUAUCCUAACAACAAACUUUGAUACUUAUACUCUUAUACUUCAACUGGGCUGCAUUUUAAACACUGUUCCAGCGUGGAAAAAGACCUACAAAGUUCGAGUUGCAGUAUUUGUUGAGUAUGAAAGUGACGUUCAUGAGGAAAGAGCUCGCGUUAAGAAGCUGCUGGAAAAUCUGCGCAUUCAAGCCGAGGUCUUGGUUAUGUGGCUUGCAGACGGCAAGCUGAGCUCCUACGAGUCAAUUGUGAAAGGAUGUGAAAAUGAAGACGACAAUGUGGAGAUCGUACUUGGGAACGAACAAUGGUGGAAGGAGUUGCAAAAGCGCAGGGGUCGAGCAACCUCUCGUGAUGCUCCUGACCAUCUCGCCGAUGUAGCGCAACUUGUAAGUGGAGACCAAUGGCCAAGCAGCAGCUUUCAACAACAGAGACGAUAUGACAGUCGCACAAUGUUCGGGGGGAUAAAUAAGCUUAUCAAAAAAUCUCGCAAGCGGCAUUCCAUCUUUGGCCUGACUAGACUAGGAAUGCCUCUGUCUCUGAAUAUGCGGACCCACCGCCUCAAUCCAGAUGCCCUCGAAAAUGAAUCCACUUCUGAGCUUUCAAGUGAUGGUGAAAGCGACACCCUUUCUAGCGACGACGAGAGCAUCAAAAGCGCUGCAAGUGAAAACGACGCCGAUGAGUACUCAACCGAUGAGGAACAUCCUCCUAUCGUCAAAGUUCGACGUGCCAGCACUGGCGAUCCUUUGGGAUUUGGUACUACUUACAGGAAGCAAAGUCUGCGACAAGCAGCGCUCAGAGCCUCUGCACUUAAGUCCACAUCGACUGAGGAAGCGCAACCACGUAAAGAAGCAGGUUUGGCUAUUGGCUCGACAGGAGAAUCGUCAACAACACCUAUUCCUUCACUUGCUAGGCCUGAGCUACCACAUCGUAGUUCCACUCCAAUCUUUUCCUGUAAACCAGUUCCGGAUACUGAAGUGGCGGUGGAGGAGGGUGUUGGUCCUAGUAUUAUGUUUACGGAUACACGUGGUAAUAGGGUACAAGCAUCCUCAACGUUUCUCAACCCUUUAUCCUUCAACGAUUUGCCCUCGAGGGCACAACAUCUUAUUUUGAACGAACUUAUACGGAAACAUUCUCAUGAUACAGCUGUCGUCUUUACUACCUUGCCCUCGCCCCAACCUGGCACAUUCAAAAGUGAGAAGGACUCGGUUGAUUAUCUUGCCGGACUGGAGGUUCUUACUGCGGAACUCCCCCCAACUCUCCUUGUCCAUUCAAAUUCUCUAACUGUCACUACGGCGUUGUGA